Puccinia graminis f. sp. tritici CRL 75-36-700-3 is the source of this 1170-nucleotide messenger RNA. RefSeq lists its product as uncharacterized. Lineage: Eukaryota; Fungi; Basidiomycota; Pucciniomycetes; Pucciniales; Pucciniaceae. The transcript is spliced from 3 exons. The record is from RefSeq and is a predicted model, not a curated record. The coding region runs from base 1 to 852 and encodes 283 amino acids.
AUGCGUGUAUCCUGCUCCUUGGUUUCUACCGUCAUCUUACUUGCGGGCCAAUCUCAGUCUGCCCCGAUCCUUGGCCUAGAUGGCGGGCUUUUGAGCACCAACCUCCAGCUCCUCGGCGGCCUGACACACACCAUUGAGGGGGUUCCGGUCGCGGGUCAACUGACCAACGGUUUACUCGGAGUAUCCAACGAUGGCACUAGCGCUGGACUGCUCACGACUGACGGUCCAGACGGAGGUUCCAAACUUGCUGAGGUGCUCGAAGCCUCAAAACCUGACAGUUUGGUCGAAGGCUCUAAAUCUGGCGAAUCAUCAACCAUUCCUGGAAAGGAUGGCAGCGACUCACUGCUUGACACACAUGGCUUGUUGGGAGAAUCGUCACUCAACAAGCGCUUUAGCCUACCACUGAUUGGUGAAGUGGGAGUUUUCGAUGGAUUCACAACUAAAGCCAAGUUUAUGGCUUCCGACCUAGGCUCCAAGCUCAAUGGGAUCCUUCGCAGGCGUACUGCACAGUCCAGUUCACCCUCGGCGAUCUCAGCUCUCAGGAACAUGCCGUUUAUCGGCUACAUGCCCGGUGCGCCCAACCUGCCAGCGAUCAGCACCUUGCCGUUCGUCCGCAGCGCCCCUGGAUUGGCACUCAUCCCCGGCCUUGGAACCACCUCGGCUGCCAGUGGCAUCGGUUCUGCAGUCGAUAGCAUAGCUAGUGCCCACAGGAACGCUACUGAAGCUGCCCUGGAUGGCCCAAUGAAUGGCAUAAACACCAGCAUAAAUUCAGCUUUCAUUGGGAUCAUGAGUGGCGUGGGUAAUGCUCCCACCUCUGUGGAUUCCUUUCUUGAAAAGGACACCCACACCUGAGCUGACGGAUUCCCCCGACCUUGAAGCACGACACCACCAUCUAUUUUCGAAUCAUGACCUAUCACGCCUUCAAGCGACACCUUGCACUGAUUAGUUUCCAAUCAUCAAGUCUCUUCCAAACAUAUUUAUAUAGCUAUUUAACCUUUUUCACCACAAGCAUACCCGAUCGUUUCAUGUCUGAGCAGUCAAUUUGCAUUAUUGAGAUUGUACUCGAAAUAUCGUUGUAAUUAGAGAUAGUUUAUUUUAACACUCUUUGAAACAUAGCUACAAUCGUUAUGAUUUCAGGCGGUUUGCGAUUCCGAAAAAGUGUUCCAAAAC